Molecule: messenger RNA, 3188 nt
Organism: Anneissia japonica
Lineage: Eukaryota; Metazoa; Echinodermata; Crinoidea; Comatulida; Comatulidae
Product: acetylcholine receptor subunit alpha-type acr-16-like
Exons: 5
Coding region: 1-1293 (430 amino acids)
Biological process (GO): signal transduction; monoatomic ion transmembrane transport; nervous system process
Cellular component (GO): membrane; neuron projection; synapse
Molecular function (GO): transmembrane signaling receptor activity; neurotransmitter receptor activity; extracellular ligand-gated monoatomic ion channel activity
Source: RefSeq, a predicted model, not a curated record
AUGCCUGUGUUGUACAAACACAGAGACAAUUUGGGGGAUGGGUGUGGGUGGAAUGAAAACAGACAAGCGUUAAAAAUUAGUGGAUGGUACGAUUUGGAAUGGAAAGACGAGUUUAUUGAGUGGGACCCGCAAGAGUACGGCAACCUCACUAGGGUGCAUAUACCUAAAUCUCAACUGUGGAUCCCGGAUAUAACGUUGUACAAUAAUAUCGAUGAAGAUUUUGAACGGAUGAAGUCAAAUAUUCCGUUGAUCGUAAGACAUACUGGUAUGGUGACUUUAGCCACGCCAACUAUAAUGACAAGUUUCUGUAAAAUGAACAUGAAAUAUUUUCCAUUUGACGAACAAAACUGUGAACUUGAAUUCGGGUGGUGGGUCUACCACGGUGGACAAGGAGACGUCAGACCAGACACCAGCCCGAAAAGUGAACAGACAGAAUUUAACCCAAACGGUAUAUGGGAACUUAAAAAUGUAAGCGUUGAAUAUCUUCAAUUGAAGUACAACUGUUGUCCCCAAUUGUAUCCAAAAGUGGUCUACAGAUUGCGUCUAAAGAGGCGUGAGCGGUUUUUUAUCGAGGUGAUACUUCUGCCAUGCUGUCUUCUGUGCGUCUUGACAAUGUUUGUGUUCCUGUUGCCGCCAGAGAGCGGAGAGAAAAUGUCGUUCGGGGUCACUACACUGUUGUCGAUUCUUCUAUUCCAACAGAUGAUAGCCGAAGCGUUGCCACCUUCGUCCGACGGUACACCGAUAAUUCAGACUUAUUUCACCAUGCUGAUAUGUAUGAGCUCUGUAAGUAUCGUUUGCACUGCGUUUGUGCUCAACCUUUACAACCGUGGACAGACAAGUCAUGUUCCGAGAUGGAUUUCAAAGUUGCUUUUUGGGAAAAUUGGAAACGUGCUCGGAAGAUCUAAGAAGUCUAGUGCAUACUUCAACAGACACAUCACGCGAAUGUGGAGAGACAACAGCAGAAACACUGAAGACGACAUUGGUCUAACUGAUGGAAAUACAUAUGUUAAUUGUAUUUCCGCCAACCAUCAUGCACAUUUAGAUGAACACUUAUGCGACACCGAUUCAGUGGUCACACAAAUCCCUUUACUUAGCACAUCAUCACCUGAAUUGAAAUUAAUACUGAAGGAGCUUCAGUCGUAUUCAAAAGAAAAGCAGAAAGAGAAAUUGCAAAAUGCAACGAUGGACGAUUGGCGAAGAGUGGCGAUCUUUGUCGAUAGGGUACUGUUUGUAAUAUCGUCGAUUACAGUUACCAUAGCAACAAUCACAGUAAUCGCACUUAUUGAAACUUAGGAUUUCGAAAAUUGUGGAGCUGACUUUAUCAUAUUUAUAAAAAGAGCGUAUGAGGCCGUACGCCCAGGCUUACCAGUGGAUGAGCUGAAGUGUGGUUCAUUUAGCACCGACGGCCGUGAGUGUGGGGAAGCCUCAACAAUAAUUUCAUUGCUUAAUGACCAUCAUUACCUCAGCAAACAGAACAUUACUUAAGGGCUGAGUGAAAAUCAAGUAUAUUUAUGGAUUCACUCGGUAUAACCGCCCAGCGUUCUGUCUACUAUACGUCUUACCAUGGAGGAAUCGUGGUCUUACUAGUAUUCAGCGACGAGAACUUUCUACAAUAGUGGCAUGCGUAGAAAGCUCUGCUACUUGACGUAACUCUAUAUGAUCGCCGUAGUCUGUGUAAUAGUGUCAUCAUAUUUGUAAUAAAAAAAAAGAACAGUUUGCCCUACGUCACAUGGACUGUCAACGGUGUAUUGCCAACUACCAGCCUGUUGUUGGUUUGUUAUGCUAAGGCAUUUUUGUAAUUUAUUUAUAAUUUUCUUGUAGACAUACAUUUACUUUAAAUGUUAUUGAUCCAAAUUCGAUUGUGCUUAGUUUUAAAUGGGGUUAUACCAUGUUUGUCGCAAAUAAGAAAUUUAACGGUUUGAUAUGUUUAGUUAAGCAAAACCUCAUUAACUUUUACUGUGGUAAGAGAGUUUCGAUUGCACUACAACGGUAAGAUCGUGGUGGUGGAAUGGGCCGAAACACAAUUAAGAGUAAAUUAGGUUUACAUUAUAUUCCCGGUGGCCAAAGCAGCCCCGUUUGCCCGAAACGUAGUGUGCAUUGGGAUUUUGGUCAUUUUUCUCACUGUAUAUAUCCUUGUAUAUACGUAUGUAUCCUUGACUGGCAGUGGGGAAAGGAGUUGUCGAGUCCCGGAGGCUCAGAGGCGCACUCGAUUCGGCCCGCGGUCUACCAAGGAUGCCAAUACGUUCCCUCCCGGCUCGCCACGUUCUGAUGUGGUCACUCACGUUUUUCACGUUUGGAUCAGGGUCUGACACGUUUUUCACGUCCUGACAAGGCUUCUAUGGACCCCUUGAAGCUUUGGAACAUCGUUUGUACCCACGGUAUAAAAAGAAGGCCUCUGAGGCAAUAGCAAUCAUUGUAUCCUUUUUUAUUUGUGGCGUUUUCCCUUAUGCUUCCCGCCCCACUACUGACCGCCUCCAAGUUUUGUUACGGCCUAUUACGCACUGUCAGGUUUUGUUGCGUUCACCCCGUUUUAUUACGGCCUACUUGGCUUCUCAUCCACACCGUGGCUGCUGUGGCAAAUUUGACAGUUUAAAAUAUGCGCCGGCAUCCACGGCAAUCACGGCCUGUCGUGUUUGCCCAUGCCGUCCCCCCGCGUUGUCUCACGUCCAUCCCGUUCGGUUCACGGUGUGGCCUAAAACGUGGCUGCCGUGGCCAUCGAGUUCGAGACCGACGCUCGUCGCAUUGCUUGUGUCUUUUGGGCAAGACACUUUACUUAUGUGUGGCAAAGAAACUGAUUGACAACAUUGCACCCUUAAAAUGUACUUAUAUAAUUCAUAAUACCUAUAAAUAUAAGUUCGAAAACAGUAGUUAAAACAUUUACCAACUUUGUAUAAUUUAGAAAGAUCUGGUAAUUCAUAUCAAAUAAUAUUUUAAACAUUUUUUUAUUGUAAUUUGCAUUACAACCAAAACUUAUUGUGGAAGUUGUAUUUUAGAGUAAUAAACAUAAUUUACGCAUUACAUAUAAAUUGUUAAUAAGUAAUUGGAUGAUUUUAUAAGAAUAGAUUGGUUAUUUAUAGACUAAUAACUGACAAUCAUUUAUAAUCCUUAUAACUUUAAGUAAUUGAUUUUCAUUCUUGCAGCAUUUCGUUUUAUAUACUGCUUUGCCUGUAUGUUUAUUAUUCUGUGCC